Messenger RNA from Halichondria panicea, 1051 nucleotides. Its product is annotated as protein ABHD8-like. The transcript is spliced from 4 exons. The record is from RefSeq and is a predicted model, not a curated record. The coding region runs from base 51 to 914 and encodes 287 amino acids. Lineage: Eukaryota; Metazoa; Porifera; Demospongiae; Suberitida; Halichondriidae.
UAUGACGAUCAUGACCAAGUCAUCAAUUGUGUAAGCAAAAAGAGAGAGGGAUGCUUCAGCCAAUAGAGAUAGAACGCAACGAGCUUGGCUACCAACUGGACGAGGUGCGGGAGGGCAGAUAUGUGAGAGUGUUCCAGAGGCGCUGUCCAGGGAUCUCCACUAGCAUGUUUCUAAUUCAUGGUGGAGGGGGGCGAGCAGGGCAGUUCAAACACUUGGUCAAAGUGUUACAAUCUAAAGUAAAUGUGGUGGCAUUUGAUUUCCUUGGCCAUGGAGAUAGCCCCAGUCCCAACCAACCAGAGCUGUACACAAUAGACGAACACCUCAAGGAUCUCUCGGUGAUCUAUGACAAGUACAAGGGUCGACGUAACGUGUUGCUAGGUCACUGCUAUGGUGGAGUGCACGCGCUGAGACUUGUCAAACAGCUGAACGAUCAGGGGAGGGUGAACGAACUAGUGGGUGUGGUCAUCCUGUGUCUGGGGGACAAGUGCCUACCAGGAACUAUGUUAGGAUACCUACCAGCACCUGUUCUGGAGGUCCUCCGCCCACUGGCCCGAUCUAGCUCCAACGCUGCCCUGUUCACACCCACCACAGACCCGGCUAUAGUGGCCUUCGAAAAUGCCAUCUCCGACCGAAACAGAAUGUACAUGAUGAAAGUGCUACUUGGCGACACAACCAAUCAGGAGCUAUGGAACGACUAUAUAACAACUGCAGCUCAGAUCCUCAUCUCUAAGGACAUCCCUCGAUUGCUGAUUGGUGGCGAGGGCGACGGGAUUUUCCCCGAAGAGAAGAUUAUUGGAUUGAAGAGAAUACUUGAAGUGCCUGAUGAUUGCUAUCAUGUGAUCAAUGAGGUCGGCCAUUUACCCAUGCUGGAAAAACCAAGCGAAGUUUUGGACAUUAUAUUGAACUUUAUUUAGUGUUGGACACAUUGCUAUAAUGUUUUUUAUCAUUAAUUUCAGCAGAAAAACAUUUCAUAUUAGUUUUUGUUGUGCAUCAAAAAGUGGUGGUGUGUGACACAAAAUGUCCACUUGUGUAUAAUUAUGUAGUUAGUUCG